CGUCUCGAUGCGGUUUGUUUUGUCUGAUUGGAUUUAAUAGUGUACGGUGUCAAAAAGUGGAUAUAAUAUAUAGAUAAAUUACAAGUGAAAUAGUCAAAAAAUUGUUUUGAAAAAAUUGGGCAAUAAGUUGAAUUGUGUAAUUUUAGAAACGUCUGGUGCACAACAUUUUCGACUGUAGCGUAAAAAGAGCGGACACAGACGAAGUUGCAGAGUAAGAGCGUACACCAAGUGGGAGCAGCGCACGAUACUAGAGAUCCAUUUUCAAAUACUUAUAUCAACUACGCCCCUUACCGCACGCAGCUACUAAAUAUACGAUGUAGCCAUCGGUGGCAUUAAGAAGCGACUGUCAAAUCCACUAAAGGAAAUAUUCAUAACUACACAGCUAAGGUGCAGGAAGUCACGUUUCGUUCAACAAUUACACAAAAUGCACGUGUAUAUAUACAUAGUACAUAUGUAAAUACUUUAACUUCCAAUUAAGCAAAACCGUAUGGAUUGUACUUUGAUGAAAAAUUUUUAACUCAAAGGCACACCAAACUGCUGCCAUCGAUAAAUAGCAAUAGUGAAGUGCAAAAAGUGAAACGUUAAUUCUGUAAAGUAUACAUAUGUAUGCAUGCAUGUAUGUACAUGACACAACAUAUACAUAAAUCUUAGUUAAGCUGCUUUCCUUAAAAGCGUCCGACGAAGUUAUAGCACACCCAUCUGUACAUACCAACCUACUGAAACGAACGAAAGUGAAAAUCUACCAAAUUCAUGCUGCACAUUCAACGGAAGCAGUAACUCUUUCUACAAAAGGUGUGCACUCCACAGUUAAAGCUCCAAAAUGGUGAUAAGCAAUCCGGAUGCAGUGGCCGCCGCCGCCACCACGAACAAUACUGCUGGCGAUGCGGUUGACUUGGCACAUCCAUCGGGUAUUCCACGUGAUAGAAUCGAUAAUAUAAUGAGCGGUAUAGCAAAUACGGGCGAUGUGAAAAUGAAUAACCACCGAAAGAAGCUGCGUCAGAGGUUUGACAUUAUUAAAAAGUUAGGUCAAGGCACAUACGGCAAAGUGCAAUUAGGUAUAAAUAAGGAAACCGGCCAGGAGGUGGCUAUAAAAACUAUAAAAAAGUGCAAAAUAGAAGCUGAGGCGGAUUUGGUGCGCAUUCGUCGUGAGGUGCAAAUUAUGAGCUCGGUGCAGCAUCCCAAUAUCAUACAUAUAUACGAAGUAUUCGAGAAUCGUGAGAAGAUGGUGUUAGUUAUGGAAUUCGCCGCAGGCGGUGAACUGUAUGACUAUCUCUCGGAACGUAAGGUGCUAUCUGAAGAAGAGGCGCGUCGCAUAUUCCGGCAGGUGGCUACGGCUGUCUACUACUGUCAUAAGCACAAAAUUUGUCAUCGUGAUUUGAAGCUGGAAAAUAUACUACUCGAUGAGCAUGGCAAUGCGAAGAUCGCCGAUUUUGGUCUCUCGAAUGUGUUCGAUGAACAAAACUUACUAUCCACAUUUUGCGGUUCGCCGCUUUACGCCUCUCCCGAAAUUGUUGAAGGUACUCCCUACCAAGGUCCAGAAGUCGACUGCUGGUCCCUUGGUGUGCUCCUCUACACUCUAGUCUAUGGAUCGAUGCCAUUUGAUGGUUCCAAUUUUAAAAGACUUGUUAAGCAAAUCAGUCAAGGUGAUUACUAUGAGCCAAAGAAACCGUCGCGUGCCUCAACGCUCAUACGUGACAUGUUGACGGUGAGUCCACGCAAACGUGCCACCAUCGAACAGAUCUGCGCCCAUUGGUGGGUCAAUGAAAAUGAUAAUGUCUCAUGUUUGGACUUGGCUGAAGAGCUAGCGACACAAACACCGGUACGUUUGGAUGUGUUGCUGUCGUUGACACCGGCCGCUGUGACGGCCGAUCAAUUGGUUGUGCCAUCCGCUGAUGCGGGUAAAGGAGAACGUGUGCCACGAAGCCAUUCGGUGGGAUCGAUACGUGAUAUGGGCGGUAAUACGGAAGCGGAACGCAGAAUAUUGGACAUGGUGGCUGCUGGCGGCGAAGCAGCACUCAUGCCAUCACCAACACGCACAAUCACACCCACGCAGAGCCCAGUGCAGAGUAAACGCAAACUCGAGACCACAGUCUCCACGGAGAACGCACAUGGUGCGGCGCUCAAGAAGAAGGAUAAACUCGGCAGCAGCUCAAUGGUACUUGGAGAGUCCAACCUGCCACGACCACAAGAAAUACCCAUGGAGACGGAGGAGGACGAAGCUGCAGAGCAGGAAAUUGACGAAGAGCCAUCGGCCGCAGGAAAUACAAUGCCAUCGAGCAGCUUCUCUCAAAGGGAUAUGGAAAUGGUGGGUGAUCUAUGCGAAGAGCUGAUUAAGGAAGAGUCAAAAUCGCCGAUCGCUGCACCACUGACUGAAUCCAGCACUACUGUGACACCUACACAUGGAGGUGUGCUGCGCCAAAAAACGAUCAGCAAGUUAGAGUCGUUGGAAGAGGCGCCUGAAGAAAAGGACGCCACCAAAGUUAUUAAGAAAUUCGUCAAUAAGCACAAAACUGCUGAUCUGGUUAAUGCCAUCGGUCAGAUAACACCGACAGCUGAAAAAACCAGCGAACAGUCUACGCCCACACCUGCUACAACAACAACAACAACCAAUAAUGCCAAAAGUGCAAUCGCCAAGCCAUCAGCGACAGCCGCCAAUAACGCCACACCAGCGCCCUUCGUGCGCAAAUGCAGUUUGCAAGAUGAAGGUUCCUUGAGUAAGUUCAAUGCCGACCGACGAAAGUCGCGUGUGCUCGAAACCACCGAAAAGUUACAGCAAAUGAACACCAGCAACGCUACCGGUGGCGGCAGUGAAAAACCGAAGAAGUUCAGCAUACCCGGCGUAAGUGUCGGCAGUUUUAAGAAAGAAUUCGAACGUAAAGCCACAAAUCCGCCAGUACAACAAGGCCCCACACCAGGUGAGUUACGCGCAAUGGAAGAGGUGGCGGCUGCAGCCGCUGCCGCCCAAGAAUUGGAGGCAGAAGAUCAAUCGCUCACAGCUGACAGUGCGCAACAGCCAACAACACCCGUGCCAACCGGUCAUAUUGAGUCAAGCGAUUCGAAAAACUCCGUUGCAUCGCUGUCACUGGAAGACGCGCGUCGCUCCAUGGAGAAUUCGAUUGCGUUGCUGCGUCAGGCGCAAAGCGAAUCCUCGAAAGAGGUGGAUCAGCUGUGCGCGCAAACAGAGAAUAUCGAAGUCAGCGAGGCCAGCAGCCCAGUAGUGACGGCCGAACGCGAGCGGAAGUUGAAGAAUGCGCGCGCCAUUAUCGGAAAUGCCAUACAGCCAGUUAUACGCAGGCCACCAUCACAACCAUCCUUUGGCAACGGCGGCGGGGGCUACGGUCAAAUGCGUGCAGCCAGUGGCGGUUUUAUUGGUUUUGGCAGCAGUGGCAGCGGCAUCGGCAGCGGCAGCAUGAACGGCAUGGGUGGCGACAGCGGCUGUGGCUCCAUGGGCGUCCACGCUCCAUUUGGCAGCGGCAGCGUCGGUGGCUUUGGCUGUGGCGUCGCUGGCAUCGCCAAUAACAAUGUUAUUGGCAGCCAUGCACCACCGCCGCAAAUGUUGGCGUACAAUAUGAGCGCCGCUCCGCAGACACCGCCGCCUCUGUUGACAUCGAAUGCAAAUGCAAAUGCGAAGGCAAAUUCAAAAGUGAACGCGAACGCGAAUGUGAAUGCAAACGUCGCCCUCGCCGCUGCACGGCAGCAUAUAAUGGGUCGUUUGGCAGCUACGGCUACGGCUGGUGGUCAGAAUGAGUACCAAAGCGAGUUUUCACCGUCCAAUUAUUUCAUACAGUCACCUCCCUCUACUCCCUCUUCCCUGUAUAACAGCAAUAAUGCGAAUAUCCAACCACACCUCCAUCACCAACAACCACAAGAACAUCAACACUAUUCACAACAACAACAACAACAAUUGAGACAAGCACAAGCACAGCCCAGUCAAUAUCAAGCUACUAAUUCUUUGCCGCAAUCAACACAAAAUCAACUCUUGCAAUUCCAACAAAGACUACAACAAUUACAACAACAAAGACAAAGACAUCAUCAAGCGCUAAUAGAGCAGCAAAAAGAAUUUGAAUUACAACAGCAGCGACAACAACAACAACAAUACCAAAAACAAGCAUUUCCCCAACCAUUAUUGCAACAAUAUCAAAAUAAACAAGCUCACAGCAUGUCAAUGCCACACACACUAGCCGCAUCUGCCACUGCCACUGCCGCCAACGUCAAAAAUACCGCCAUUUCCUCUACCGCCGCCACCGCGAAUAGUGUGCCAAAACCGUUUUAUAAUGCACCACCUCCUUCGAUAUUCUACAAAUCAUCACCGGGUGGCGAGCCGAACAACACCGUGAAGACAUCCACCGCUACCAUAACACUGAAAUCAGCCACAUUGCCGCGCCGUAAGCCGAGCGCCAAAACGGAAAUCCAAUUAGAAAUAAAGCCACGUAUUGUCGAACAACCGAAUAUGCGUUUCACAACGGAAAUGCAGCAUCCUGUCGCCGAUUUGCGCAGCGCGCCGCCGCGUGAAGGUCCGGCGCCCUACAGUCCCAUCAAGACGAUGUUGAAUGCGCGCGCCACAAGCCUCGAACCCAAGGAGCACAUUAUACCCAUACAGCGACCACAAGCGCCCUAUGCGCGCACAACAUCUAAUACAACAACAAGGUCCGGUUCACUAUCGCGACAAUCGACCAAUGAUUCUGAAUCUGAUACAACAACAACGGCAAAUAUGUCACAAUCUACCGUUACGGGCUCAUCACAACCGAUUAAGAAGAGUCCACGCGAAUUCAUUAUACCAAUUGCGAUGGAGGGCGGUGGCUUCAUAACACCGCGCGAGGGCAGCAUUGAACCAUCAGAAUCUAGUCAUACCGCCUCGAGUCGUUCGACCUUCAAUCGACUGCGGCCAACUCGUCGCAUUGGCAGUUCACUGCUUAACGAUUCUGGCAUCGACGAUAAUUCGCCAUUCCAGAAGUUCCGCACCUCGUCCGGCACCAGGGAAGUCGAUGAGGAGCCACGUUUCACGCUGCACAGGUUAAGAAGCUCUAGACCGGUGAAGAAACUUAGUCAGGAGAACGAUUCACAAAGUUCCGGCGAAGAAGAUGACGAUGAUGGCUUUGAAAUACUCACCGCUGAAAAUCUCUUCUCCACACUACUACAACGAGUGCACGCUUUGACACAUCGCAUGAAUGUCGAUAAAGAUUUAACUGCAGGCUUUUCGAAUUCAAGCCGCCUGCUGAGCAAUAUGCGGCAUGGUCCCUUCUGGAAUCAAGAACCUUUUGGCAGAUCUCAAGUGAGUUAUACAUACAGUGAAACGGUCGAAAAGAAACAAGUCCGCCUCAACAGCGCCUCCGGCAAUAAUGUGGGCGCACCAUGGCGUCAUAGCAUGUCACGUGAUUUGGGCAACGACAUGGACUCCAUAUUUUCACGCACUGGCGCUACACUGCCAAGAGGUACAAAGGGGGCAACCAAAAUUGGCCGUCCGGCCACUAUCGCCGAACCUAGUAGCACAGUUGACGGUCAGGCAACGCCAGCCCUAGCCACGGAUGAGCCACUCGAUUUGGCUGACUUAGAUCUCUCGCGUCUACGUUUGAGCAAGAAGGAUCUAGAAACAUUAUCCAGCAUCACACCCGGUCUACCGAAAUGCUUCCAAGAGCAACUACUGGCCAAAUUGCCGCCAACACAGGCGCGCAAAUUGUCACGCACGUUGAGUAUGCAAGGCGGUACACAAACCGCGCCGGUUAGAAUUUAUAAGCGCAGUCAGAGCGGCGGACGUGGUGUGUUACACACCGGUGCUGGACAGGAUCUUAAAGAAAACGUCGCGGAGGAGACCGCUAGCAGCAGCACAACGAGCAAACGUAGCACAGAUAGCAGCGAACGUCGGCACUAUGAUCCCGUAUAUCGACGGAGUCUCAGUCGUACGCGUUACGAUUACGAAUCGAGUAUCCCUUCGUCAAGCGAUGUGGUGUCGAAAAGCCGCAGCAGCAGUGUUUGUCGCGAUGAUUAUGGUAAAUCGAUGUGCUCUACCUAUACAACUGACAUCAAUGAUCGCUACAAAUACUACUCACCAUAUUUUAAUAAAACGGCGCCUAAAGAUUCGUCUACCGAAAGCGGUUCCGUAUCGCCACAAAAACGUUAUAGCACUUUAGGUAUACCACGUGAAACAGUCGGUUCUGCGCAAGGGCGUCCACCAAGUGGUUGUUUAUCGCCGCCUAUUAUAUCAGCAGACGGUGGUAGCAGCUCAUUGCGUAGACGCUCUUCACAGAAACGUAUCUCACGAUUUUUGCGACCAGACUUUUUCGACGAACCUCUCGAUGAGAAUCCAUUUCAACGUGAAAAGAAACAGCGUGAACGUGAAACUCAAAGUGUGUUGCGUGAAAUACGAGAAAGAUCACGUGAGCCUAGUAGAGAGCGCUGCAAUUACACCAGUUUUGAUGCGGAAGACGCAAUGUCGCGUAAAAAUAGCUUACCCAAUGCGGAAAGCUCGGGUAUACCACUGAAAACGGAACCGAAACAUGUGCGUAAUAAAAGCAUGGAAAUCUAUUCAGAAUAUCAGCCGGCUAGCAGUUCAUCCCAGGAAACAAUUAGGCAUAACCGACGUAGUUUGUCCCGUCCACGUGAGAUCACUGAAGAGUUACGUAAGAAUGAGCUGGCUGAUAAGAUUUUGGAAGAGUUACAAUUACUGUCAGCUACACGAACGCAGCAAGAUCAACAGCAGCAGCAGCUAAGAUCGGCGCUGCCCAGAGAGAUUUCGGUAGAGCGCUCUUCGGAGACGACCACAAAGUCGGUAGUCGAGGGGCCAGGCAGUCGUGCGGAAAUUGAAGAGAAAGAGUCUUCAUCUACAAUAAAGAAAAUUAAAAAAAUAAAACCUAAAGAUAAGUUCAAUACAACGGAAUCUAGUACAGAUGCGGAUGCGACCGUCACUACAUCUGUAGUGAAGAAAGUGAAAAAGAUUGUGAGAAAGACUGAAACUACAAAGACGACACUAAACGAAGCUGCCACCGCUAACUCGAGUACAAUAGAGGAUAAUACUCUCACACCAGCAGAAAUAGAGCAGUCUAGAAGAGAAUCUAAGCUUAAGCGACCUAAGUCGUAUCCAACCAAAGAACCGAGUACUUUGACACCCAAGUUACCUAAUAAGCCAAGUACUAUACCAGAAAUGACUGCAGAUUCAACUUUAGAGGCGUCCAACUCCCAGGCUACGCGUGAAAGCCGACUGAUACGACCCAAGAGUUAUCCAGCAUCUAAGUUAACACCCCCGAAAGAAUCGAGAAAAGUUACGCGUAGCGGCGCCGCAAUACCAACAAUAGCCGAAGGCAGGGUGAGAAACUCAACCCCACCACUAGCUGUUGAAGAGAAAUUCGAGCCACAGACGCCAAUAUCACGAGGCACUGUAGAAACUUCAUCUUCGAGUGACAUUAAACCAACCACAGUUAAGAAAAUCGUGAAAGUUUCUAAAAAAUCUAAGUUAGCACAACCACUGCCAGUCACACCUACAACUCCGACGCCAGCAACAACGUCCACAACGACUACGCCAGCGGAAAAUUCUAAGGAGUCAAGUCCCGUCGUUAAAGAAAAAUCUCCGGAAAAGAAGCCGAGUAAAGGCCUGCUCUAUGCUAUUGGACAGAAAUUUGAAAAACUACGCGAUUCUGCUAUGAGCAAGGAAAAGAAAAGCGCAACCUCCAGUCCCGCUUCUUCGGCAAACGGUGCGGUGGUAAAGAAAAAGUCGCCAGAUAGUUCCUCACCAGACAAAGUAAAGGAUAAAUCCACGUUACUUAAAAAAAAGAAAUCUCUAGAUGGCACUUAUACAAAGACUGCCGUUGAAAAUAAUACAACCACUGGUAUGGAAGGUGAAAUGAAGGAAAAACCAGCAAAGUCGGAUAAGCGCUCGAGAAUUGACGCAGUAAUCCGUUCAUUACGUGAGCGCUCCGUACCACGGUCACGUCCUGCAACCGAAACAAACUACAUCAAACGCGCCGUCAGCGUGGAGGACAUGCCGGGAACGUUUAAUAAGAAUGCAGUUAACCGCGUAUUAGGUCUCUUUAAGCGCAAUGAUAAGGAAGCAAAUGGCGCAGAACGGCGAGUACAAAGCACGCGUUCUACUAGCAAUAUUGAACGUCAGAUACGCGAAACAUCGCCGUCGCCAAUCUACCAGAAUACGGGCGAGUGUCAUCGUUCCAGUAGCAUUUCAGCCGCCAUUGCCGCCAACUUAGGCUCCGGACGGAAACCAGAGAUCACUGCCACAUGUAGCUGUGAAAUUGCACCGGCGCCUAGAGUUAACACAGAAGAAAAGCAAUGCGCCGAAUGUUUACAGGACGCCGUAGCGCUACAGAAGUCCAAGAGCAGCCGCGAUGAGAAAGAUGUCGUACUGCCGAGCAAGGAAAUGACGCAGAGCAAUAAGGACAAACGCAAGGGACUCAUGUUGGACCUUACCAAAUUAGAUAAAAGUGAUAACAAUACUACAACGAAUCGCAACAACAUAAAAACGACCUACAUGAACGGUAAUGGCAUCUACUCGAAUCUGCCACCUUACCCUGGUGCCGUGAACAGUUCGUCAAAUAACAGCUCCAGCCAGCAAUCCAUGGAUAAUGCCACUAAUAAUAAUAACUCGUAUAUGACUAAUAACAAUUCAUCAAUGCAGACCUCGCAAACAUCAGGUUAUCGCACCUCGUCCACACACGAGAUAAAUCGCAAUCACUUACUAACCCCAUCUACUGAGAACAUUGCCAAUUACUCAUCCGACUCGCGCAGUUAUCAAGAUGAUUGUGCCUCAACUUCGACGUUCCUAUCGCCAACUGAAGAGCCCGAGCUCUACUUCGAUAACUGGUCUGUGUGUUCGGAAGAUAACUACAUGCUACACGCUUCACCUUCGCCAACUGUAUCGCGUCUCUCACGUGCAUCGCAGCUCUCAUCACCCACACGUGGUGAAAGCUCCGAUCCAAAUGAGAGCGUAAUUGAUCGCAUCAAACGUCGUAGUUUCUAUUGCCGCUUUAACGAUAAGAAACCUAAGCGCACGAGUAGCAUUGUCGGACCGAGUGCAGUGCGCGACUACUAUCGUGAGCAACAGGCCGCCGUAAAAGCGCGUUCUAGCACUAAAGUAAACUCCAAUGAACGCGCCAAAUCACCAGACAUUACACAAGAGUUCUUCAGACCGUUGAAGUUAAGUCCGGUUGGCACUGAAUUGAAACCACCCAUUUACAAAGCGCCGCUCGACUAUGCCACCAACAUCACAAAACCGCGUAAGAGCCUCAACGAUAUACGGCCUACUACAUCACCAUCAUUGAUCAGCAAACGCUAUGGCUCCACUGCCGACAGCGAUUAUAUGUCAUUAAAUAGCGGCGUGCCAAUACGCUAUAAGUCAUCUGCCAGUUCAAGUCCUUACGAGAGCAAAGGCUCUUCGGCGACUGGUGGAUUGAGUUUGGGUGUAGGCACCGGCAUUGGCGCUGGUACAGGCGUCGGCAGUACCUACUACAAUACCUACAGCCCGAAACGACGUUCCUCAUAUACAUUCAAUGGCACUCUGCCCAGCGGUGCUACACUCACCAAUUCCACUUUGGACGGUUACGCGACGGUGGGUCGGCGACCUAUACGCGCCUACGAUCAUCGCACCAUGUCACUGCUCGAUCCUACAACCACUCCUCCGUCGACCGGUGUCAGUAGUUUCAGACGAGAAGCACGCACGCCAGUACGGGACUACACUUCAAGCAUUUCGAGAUCGAGUUCACGUUAUCGAACCUCGUCGGCCACACGCAGUCCAACAAACAUUUGAUGUACAACACCGCAGAAUGGCUUCUGUAUCUUCUGCUAUUACUCGAAACGGAAUCGUGGCAGCAGCACGCAUACCGCUUCGUCGUCGGCGUCCUCAAGGGCUAGUGGCGACAAGAAACUGCAGGAAUGCACAACGCGCAUUAGAAAUAAGUUUUAAUUCUACUACGACAAGUAGUGUUUACUAAGAAACUAAUUUAAUUACCAAAUAUACAUACAGUAUGUAGGUAUGUAACAUAUAUGGUAGCGUACACUUACUUAAGUCUGAUUCACACCGAUUGAUAGAUGUGUAUAUAGGUCCACAUGGAGGUACAAAUGUAGACAGCGUUUACACAUGGUUCAUGAGAGUUAAGGAAAGCUAUUAUAAUUGGACCCUUUUUGGAGUAAAUAUAGUUAGGGUAGAAUUUGAAAAUGUGGCGAGUUGAAGACUUUGAUAAACCAGUUCAGCUGGACGAGAAAAGGAAUUGUAAAGUGAUGUAAAUAGGCCAAUAUGUGCAGCUGUUAAUUUAAGGUUUUUCUUUGGCAUUUUUCGGGGCUUUAAUCUGAAGCAAUAUAUGAAGCUUAAUGGUAUCGAGGGUAUAGUGAUUAAAGGUUGUGUUUGCUGAGUUACUGAGUUACUGAACGUUGUCUUCUUAAAUACGAAGCUGCAUCAAAGCGUUCUGAAAUAACACAUUAAUACGCACGACAUGUUUCACUAAAAGUGUGAAUCGAACAUUGUUCUCAAUUAAUAUAUUAAUGAACUCGUAUUUCCAUGAAUGCAGGUUCGUGGUUUUGCAUCAUUUGGAGAGAGCGGGCUGCUAAGGUUUUCUCAUAUGUACUACACUUUAACUCAUUUAGUUCUGUUUAUCUUAGACCACUCUACAAUAAUGGUUAUCAUAUUGGGUUAAUUGAUUGACUAAUUUUCAAGCUUUGCUUAAUUGAGAAAGUAAUGGAGCUCCAUCUACUAAAUAAACCUAAAAGAUUUUAUCAUUAAUUGAUUCGAAAUUUUAGUUUAUUUUCAACGAAAUAUUAUUGAUCAUAAUCGAAUAAAAUGUAAUUGUCUCAAUUGACAGGAAAUUAACAUGUAAUUGAGCUUAAUUUACUAAGUAAAUAUUAAAAUAUUUAUCAAUUUUUUAUGUUUUCGAGAAAAUACUAUUGAUUAUAUACGGUUAAAAAAGCAAUUGUCUCAAUUAGCAGGUAAUUGGGCUCCAUUUACAAAAUAAUGAUACCAUAUUUUCGUCUAUUUUCAAGAACAUACUAUUGAUUAUAAUGGAUCAAAAUAUUAUUGUCUCAAUUAGCAAUCAAUUGAGCUCAAUUUAAUAAAUAAAUAUUAAAAUAUUUAUCGUCAGUUGAUUUAAAAUUUUGGAAUAUUUUCAAAAAAAUACUAUUGAUUAUAAGCGAUUAAAAACAGAACUGUCUCUAUUAACUUUAUCGAAUAAAAAGUUUAUUGCCCACAUCGAAAUAUACAUAAUUUUAGGACUAUCCGCAAUUUGAGAGCCUCGCCCAGCGUAGAAAUUGGCAAGACGGUCUCGAAAAGUAUGUUUUCUUAGAAGUUGGUGUAUAACAGACGAAGUUAGGUAAGAUUAUAGUAACAAAUGAGUGGAAAAAGUCGAUUGCCGUUAGAAAUAUUUUAAAUAAUUAAACUUCAAAAUAAGAAAAGUGUAAAAAACAUAUUAUCUACCCUAAAAAUCUCAUUAUUAGGCUCCAAAAAUAUUAAUUUUGGUUUGCUUAUCAGUUGAGAGAAUUUAUCUGGCUGAUGAUCGAAAGUUCAAUAAAAGCUCCCAGUUAGUAGUACAAAUAAUGGAAUCAGUGAGUUGCCAAAACAAUUGUCAUUAUUUUGUCUCACCGCAUUGAGCUUCCAGCAAAGAGUUAUGCAACCGCAAAGAUUUCGGUGUGAAUCAUACAUUUAGAAAUCUUUAGAGAAUUUAAGUAGUAACGAAAGCGAUUAAUAACAAUAUUUAUUAAAUUAAUAGACUAAUUAUGAUUACGAUAUGAAUUAUAAGCAGCUACAUACUAUAUUAAUAAUGACUGACUUAAAAGAACAAUAAUACAAUUUGAAUUGAAAUAUCAAAAGCUUUUUGGUUUUUAUUAUCUCAUAGAACCUUUAAAAUGUGCCUUUUUUAUUUGGAAAAUAAUUUCAGUGUUUAAACAACUAUGAAUUAUUAAAUAAAAGUUAUGUAAUGUUGAAGAACUUAGCAUAAAUAUUGUUAGAGUCUUGCAUGAUUUCAAGAAAGAGAGAGAGAUAGCGAGAGAGAGCUUUUACUUAUACCUAAGGGCUUGAAAUGUCAGAAAAGAGUGUGCAUUUAUGAAAGUAUUGUACUUGAAACAUGCUUUUAAAAUGUGUAAGCGCCUCACAAAGAUUUCAGUAAAAAAUGAAAAGUUUUCGAUAAAAAGUAGUAAGAACAUUGACAAAAACGUGAAAGCUAAAUAAAUAAAACAUAUUUCGAUGCUUGUAAAUAAUGAAAGCUUGCAUUGAUUUAUUUCAAUUACUCAACAAAAAUGUACCUUUCGCAAACUGGUGCCAAACGUUUUAUAAUAAACGGAAACUUUCGAAAAAUUCAAGUUGGAGGUUUCGUUAAUAAUUUCAUUAUUCUUUCCGCUGUUGAUGAAACAAACUACCUAUUUGACUAUUGAAAAUUUAAAAAUUGUGAAAGCGCUGAAAGCUUCAAAAAAUAGUGAAAGCUUUUAAGUAACUAAUCAAAGUAAUAUUUUGAUGGUUUUAAUUUCUAAUUACCACUUGUAAACUCUUAAAAUAUAGCAAAAGCUUUAAAUGAAAAGCUUAAAUUUUUAAAAAUUGUGAAUGCUCUUUAGUUAGCAACGAAAUUAAUAUUUUUGGUUUUAUUCAUUUCUAAUUACCACUUGCAUGAAAUGACUGCAAAAAUAUCGUAAUAAAAUGAAGCGUACGGUAGAAAAGAGUAGAACUGAAAUACAUGUUUAAUAUAAAGGUACAUUAAGUGACUAAUUUCGCUGCCAAAAACAUGCAUGAAAGCACUUAAAAGUUAAAGAAACUGCAAUAAUAUCUUUUUUCUACACUUUUUAAGUUUUACAAGAGCUUUUGAAAUACCAAAGUAAAAAAGAGUACAUAGUUUUGUGAAAAGAGUUGAUAUCUCGCAAAAUGUCAGAAAAAAAUCUAUAAUACUUUAACUUUUAUAAAAGCUUUCGAAAUCUCAUGAAAACUCUGCAAAAAUAGCAAUAAUAUCUUCUUUUAUAUCCUUUUUAAGCUUUAGAAGAGCUUUCAAAUACCGAAACAAAAUAGGUACUACAGUUUUUGAGAAGAGGUGAAAGCUCGCACAAAAUUAGAAAGAAACUUUUAACUAUCACGUUAAGAUUUGAUUUCAUAUAUUUUAAUUUAAUAUCUCCUUUUAUACCCUUUUUAAGUAACCACGGUAAAAAAGGGUUUAUAUUUUUGUGAAAAGAGAUGAGAGCUUGCAGAAAUUCAGAAAAAAAUGUAUGAACAUUUUGUUAU
Messenger RNA from Bactrocera tryoni, 13189 nucleotides. RefSeq names its product serine/arginine repetitive matrix protein 2 (gene Nuak1). Gene Ontology annotation, molecular function: tau-protein kinase activity; protein serine/threonine kinase activity; ATP binding. The record is from RefSeq and is a predicted model, not a curated record. The coding region runs from base 821 to 9748 and encodes 2975 amino acids. Gene Ontology annotation, cellular component: cytoplasm. Gene Ontology annotation, biological process: microtubule cytoskeleton organization; protein phosphorylation; intracellular signal transduction. The transcript is spliced from 20 exons. Lineage: Eukaryota; Metazoa; Arthropoda; Insecta; Diptera; Tephritidae.